Messenger RNA from Metschnikowia bicuspidata var. bicuspidata NRRL YB-4993, 1700 nucleotides. It is a transcript of the gene ADA2, whose product is annotated as chromatin-binding transcription regulator. Gene Ontology annotation, biological process: regulation of transcription by RNA polymerase II; chromatin remodeling. Gene Ontology annotation, molecular function: transcription coactivator activity; zinc ion binding; protein binding. The transcript has a single exon. Gene Ontology annotation, cellular component: nucleus; SAGA-type complex. The coding region runs from base 69 to 1391 and encodes 440 amino acids. The record is from RefSeq and is a predicted model, not a curated record. NCBI's taxonomy places the organism in Eukaryota, Fungi, Ascomycota, Pichiomycetes, Serinales, Metschnikowiaceae.
CGUUCCAUGAAUGAGCCGAAACGGUAUCUCUUAGCUAAUAUACCAAACAACAACAAGCACCACGCAAUAUGGAAAAGGGCCGGCUCUAUCACUGUGACGUGUGUUCAUCUGACUGCUCGAACAGAAUCCGGAUCAAAUGCGCCAUUUGCACAGACUACGAUCUCUGCGUGCCUUGUUUUGCGUCGGGCUCCACCACGCUAGACCAUAAGCCAUGGCAUGACUAUCAGAUCAUCGAGCAAAACACGUAUCCUAUUUUCGAUAAAGACUGGGGCGCCGACGAGGAAUUGAAUCUUAUUCAGGGAUGCGAAACCUUCGGAUUGGGCAACUGGCAAGACAUUGCGGACCACAUUGGCCACCGGUCCAAAGACGAGGUUGCCCUGCACUAUACGAAGAUAUACUUGGACUCCAAGGAGUACCCACUACCGGAAAUGGACAAGGAUUUCUCGCAGAUCUCCGCGGGCGGGUUUCUAAAAAACAGAAAGGCCCGUUUGGAGGAGCGCAAAAUGAUGCCGUUGCCGCCACCGAAACCCAAGCCUGCCGUUUCGGUGCCGCUUUGCCACGAAUUGCAGGGCUACAUGCCGGGCCGGCUAGAAUUUGACCACGAGGCGGAGAACGAAGCCGAGGUGCCCAUCAAAGAUAUGAUUUUCGACCCGGAGGACUCUGCGGGUGACAUCGAGUUGAAGUUGACGAUUUUGGACAUCUACAAUUCCAGACUUACUACGCGUGCCGAGCGCAAGCGCGUGUUGAUUGCCAACGGCUUGCUUGAGUACCGCAGAAAUAUCUCCAAUGACAAGCGCAAAUCAAAAGAGGAGAAGGAGUUCAUGAAGAGAAUCAACGCGUUCGUGCGUAUCAUGACACCGCAGGAUUUCGAGGACUUUUCGACCGAUCUUCUCACGGAGUUGCGGUGCCGCAUGCGUAUCCACCAGUUGCAGACAUGGCGCCGCAAUGGCAUCACCACGCUCGAAGAUGGCAACAAGUUCGAGAAGGAUAAGUUGAUCCGCCUGGCGCACUACCAGCGGAUGGGCAAUGGCCUGGGCCUUGCAGCACGGACCGCCGCACUGCUGCUAGCGUCCAAUGGAGUCCGGAAACUGAGCACGCCGCAGCCUCCGUACAAACCCAAGAUUAACACCAGCAAUGUGCGGGCACCGCUCGACCUUUCACACGCAACCGACUUCGACUUGCUUUCGGCGGAGGAAAAGCAGUUGUGUUCUGCGCUCCGCAUCUUGCCCAAACCUUACUUUGCCAUCAAGACGCAGCUCAUGAAGGAGGCGAUCAAAAACAACGGCGUGCUCAAGAAGAAAGACGCGCGGCAGUUCUUGAAGAUCGACGUUAACAAGGCGUCGAAGAUCUACGAAUUCUUUGUGCACAUGGGCUGGUGCUCCCAGGGAUAAACUAUGUGCAAGCGACAUUCGGCUUCCCGGAACGGGAGGCCACUUUUGCGAUACCGGUAUGAUUGGGGCGUGCGGGUCCAGAGACCAACACAAACGCAUGUCUUUGUCUUCAUCAUCGGCGAUACUUUGGCGCUUUGAAAAACAUAUUACCGCACGAAUGCAUGUGUCUGCUUGGCAAUCUUGUCUGUAUCUGGUUUACUUGUUGAGCUGAUGCGUGCUCGGUGGUACACAUAUUCGGGACACAGCAGUGACAUGAAGACCAGAAAUCAAAACAUCUGAUGAUGUGUUUCUACGGCUAAUUGCUUCUAA